This is a messenger RNA of Zootermopsis nevadensis, 5859 nucleotides long. The record is from RefSeq and is a predicted model, not a curated record. Lineage: Eukaryota; Metazoa; Arthropoda; Insecta; Blattodea; Termopsidae.
AGUCUAAAGUCCUCUGAUCUAGGCUAAGUGGUAUUCAAACACAUUUUAAAUAGCAUUUAUUGAAAUUUUUGAUGCAUCAUAUGGUUGUGUUUGUUUGUAUACAGUAAGAUAUGAUUGGAUGGUUUAUAUUUGUGUUCUUAUAAUUUCUGCCAUUCACUUUGUGGGUCAUAAUCUGAAACGUGGGAACUGAAUUUGAGGUUGUAAGUUCUAAAUUAAUAAAUCGGGGAGUAUGUUGAUGUUGAUCUUACGGGUUGCAAUGCUAUGUGGACUUGUAGGUAGAUACCAACAUUUCAAAGGAACAUGCUUUCCCCAUCUUCUGAUCUGAAGAUGGAGGCAAACCAUUAGUAUCUCUUGACAUGUUCAUGUGGCAUUCAACCCAUAAUACCAACACCAAAAUCAUCAUUGCCAUGAGAACUUCAAAACUCAUGUGGGAGAAUACUUACAAGAAUAAAGGCUUAAAGACUUCAGUGUGUCUGUAAGUCUUUAUUCUGCUGGUGCUCCUUUCUUUUCUGCUAUUUAAAAGCUAAGAGUCAUUUAACAGCUGUCAGUAUAAUUAUAAACUACUUUGAUUAAAAAUUUGUUACAAUUAGCUUGUAAAGAGCAAUUGUUUUUACUUGUAAUUUUCUAUUAUGGUAGUGUCAUGUUCAUAGAUCUGUUUGACAAAGAGAGAACAUUCUUCUCAAAAUAUUGAGGUCUUUUUAUAGAGAAAGUUGUGAUGGUAAAAUAUAAUCUAAUUGUUUGUACUGUUAUACAAUGAAAAUUGAAUGACUGACCCAAGUUUAUUUUCUGCAUUAGAAAUGUACUAAAAUGUGAAGAGACGUCAUUAUUCCAUUAUUAUCCUUCUUCUGUUCAUGAUCAAGCCAUUCUGUAAUAAUUCAUAGAUAUGUUAACAUAGUAAGCUAUCUCACAGUCUGUAAUGUUUUACAGUAACUGUGGAUUGAGAUACCAUUAGCUCUUUAUUGUAGAAUAUAAUGGCCAGUGAGAAAUGUAAUUUGAACAGUUUUAUGUGUUUAUAUUCUGUCUUCUUUUGCUUACAAAUCAUUUAUUUUAUCCUGAAGUCUUAAAAGAGGAAAGAAUUGUUUAGGGACCAACUUUUGUUUUCAGUUUCACUUCUGUGUUCACUUUGCUAUUAAUAUAUACAGUUAACAUUUGAAUUGACUCUGUUAUGAAGCUGAAGCAUGGUAGAAAAUAUGUUACUCUUGCCAGUUUAGAAUAGAACAAAGAAAUUUUGAAAUUGCUGGUUUACAUUACAUAUAAUCUUGUAUUAGUAACUGAGUUUGAGUUACAGUUACUAACUAGCAUUAAUUUUUAAUAAUGCCUUCAAUCUUACAUGCACAUUCUGUUCCCAAUGUUUUGAAUAUAUAGUACACACAAACUAUUUGAUCCAUUUCUUAGAUGCAUGUCAUCUUAUAUAUGUAUUUUAUUCACAGUAAUGUAUAUUUUAUGUUAGUGUUAUGAAGACUGUGUGAUCUUUGUUGGGUACUUGAAUGUUUCAAUGUAUGUGAUGCUGUCAUAUAUUUAUUAUUUUAUUUUAAUUCCUGAUGUUAUUAUAUUAUGUCCUUUAUGUAUAUAUUGUAAAUUUUCACAUAUUAUUAAUUAUGAUAAAAUAUGUGCUCAUAUAAUCAAUCUGUUCUGUUUCUGAAUAUAACUAAAGUAGAAAGUGCCCUGAGACACAUGUAUGUUAUGAAUCAUCAUAUGCCAUAUAGUGUAUUGUGCAGGGCUUUCUUUGUCCUGGAAUGUGGAAACCUGAAAUUUGAGGUUAUUGUGGCAUAAAAAUGUUGACAUUGGUAUUGGUUGUUAAGGUUGAAAAGUUUUGGAGGAGUUCCUCCAGAAUUGUUGGCAUCUUCCUGCAAGACAUCCCAGAGGGCUAACGUCAAUUGUGGAAAGUUUAAAUGAAUUGCUUGAAGGUGACUUGCUGUCACAUUUUGUGUUCAGAUGAACACAGACUGUUAUUACAUUUAACUUGUAUUUUAAUUUUUUAAUGUCAUCUUGGGCACAAAGUAGAUGUAUGGGAGGCUGUACUGCAUGCAUGCUCCUGUAAAGUCCUUUGUGGCUCUCUGUAGGAUGAAGUUAUACAAUAUAAGGAUUUCAAAAUUAUUGGUCCUGCGUUGCUGUGAGGGGGAACAGGAGUAAAACAUUGUUUUGGUCGGAAUAAUAGGUAACAGUUUUACCGAUAGGGCUAUCGUUUAGUAAUUUACGUAAUCUUAAUUCAUUGAUUUGUUCAACUACAUAUGGCAAUGUGUGAAAAUAUGCCUACAAAAUCAGAUAUAGGUUGUAAUAUCAGUUAAGUGAGUAUCUAUGCCAUUUUACUUCGAGAAAAAUUAAUAAAAAGUAUAGUGUCAUCAUAAAUGCUGUAGUUUACUUCAAAAUUUUCACCAACCACAGAACACACAAGACCAUGGAUUACAAGAUGUAACUCCAGGGACCACACCAUCUACCAUGACCAAAGGCUUCUUUCGUAGUAAUCCGUGGUCUUCUCAGAUUGGUCAAGUUAUGUGGUUACCUGAAGUCUCGGUUUAUUAGGUCAAUGUAUGGUUGUAAAUUGACUUAGUGGUUGCAAAGUUCGAGAAAAAGACUAGGAAUUGCUCUUCAAGAUGAUAAUUCUGAUUGGAUAUUAACAUUUAGCGGAGACGAAUUAUAACAGUGUAACAUAUUUUAUGAAGUUUGGGGUAUUGAAUAAAUUAAAAUAAUACCUCCGUUACGGAGAUGUGAUAAGUAUGUGUUGUUAUUGGCACUGGAGCACUGCAAGAAAACAGCUGAUUGGACAGAUUUUGCUGUUUGUAGAACCACGCCCACUUAAAAAAUUUGUAUUAAAAGCAUUACAUUUGUAGCUCUGUUCCUGGCUUCGAUUUAAAAAAGUGAACUUUUGUAUUACUCUUUGGUAAUUCUGAUAAAAUGUCCCUCGCUGUGUACCUGAGUGUGCUUGGCUACACUAUGAACGAAAACGUCAAAAGUAAUUGUACUCGGACAUAUAUGAAGAAGGAAUAUAUACUUCAGAUUCCGCAUUUUUGUUAUUUUGUCCAGCUGUGUUCUUACAUAAUAUGCUAAUUUUGAAAUGCCGUUACAACAAAUUAGCGUUUCACCUCUUGACUGGGUCAAAGAAAACUCAAAUGCAAACCCCCAGAACCAGGAAUGGAAAUUGCAGGAGCCAGUGUUCACAACUUCAAGUCAGCAUCCACCAGAACGUUGUGCCUCCCAAGCUUCAACUCUUUCUAAUAACCAUGAUAUCUGCAGAAUCUGCCACUGUGAAGGGGACAGUGAGGUGCCCCUUAUUGCACCGUGUUAUUGUUCAGGUUCCCUGCGCUAUGUUCAUCAGGCUUGCCUCCAGCAGUGGAUCAAGUCCUCAGACAUCCGGAGUUGUGAGCUUUGUAAAUUCCAGUUCAUUAUGCGGAGCAAGAUCAAACCAUUUAGUGAGUGGGAAACACUGGAGAUGUCAAGUAUGGAGCGUCGGAAGCUUCUUUGUUCAGUCACAUUCCAUGCUGUGGCUCUGAUGUGUGUUGUGUGGUCAUUAUAUGUUUUGAUUGAUCGUACAGCUGAAGAGAUUCACAAAGGUCUUCUUGAAUGGCCAUUCUGGACCAAACUAAUUGUUGUGGCCAUAGGAUUUACUGGGGGCCUUGUCUUUAUGUACAUCCAAUGCAAAGCAUAUCUCCAUCUGUGUCGACGCUGGAAGGCCUUCAACAGGGUAAUAUUUGUCCAGAAUGUCCCAGGAAAGGUUGCCUUGCCAACAUCAAAUUCUCAGCCUCCACUGGCAAGGGAAGAAUCAUUGCUAGUGUCAGAAACAUGUUGUGGAAUUGUUGCCUCAGAUGAUAUUGUAAGGGGAAAAAACAGAGAGACUGAAUCAGCUAGUGCAACUACUGCAGAUUUUGCUUUCCUUGAGGGGAGGCAGAAGACAUUGACUAAAAGUAAGGAAGAAGGGAUGCAACAUGAGACUUCAGUUUAUAUGGCUGACAACAUUCUUUUGGCAUGUACUGAUUGUGGAAAUGAGGAAUUACUUAAGAGAGAUACUGUAACAGAUAAUGGCAGUAAUUAUCAGACCCUAAUAUCCAUGUCCAUAGAAAGUUGUGGUAUUGCUGACAUAAGUGAUUUAAAAGAUAGUGACUGUCAAGACAGUGCCGCUGACAUAUCAAGCAGAAAAUUUUCAUAUGAAACAUCUCAUGUAACUGAAGAGAGUUGUUUGACUGGGAAUGAAUGUGAAGAAAUGAGCCACCUUCUACAAGAUGACAGAAAGUGUGAAAGUGUAUGCAUAAUGGGUGGAAGUCACCAGGCUGCCAGUGGUUUUGUGUUUCUUCCAUCUUCUCUUUCACCUCACCUGGGCAGGCAAACAGAACUGGUUGGAAGGGGGAAAUUGCAAGACAUAAAUGUACUCAAUACGUCCACUAGUUGUGCUGUGAGUUCAAGUAGCAGUGAAGAAUCAUUUCAGUCACCAUCAGUACAGUGGUUGCAACAAAGUCACAAGUCAUUGAAUGGUACAGGACUGCCAUUUAAACAGCAACAGACUCCUCCUUUGCCAGUGAGACCAUGGACUGUUGGUCCUUCCAACUCGGGUAUGAAGUGGGUAGCUGAUGUAAUAACCGAUCGAACAACUGAAGUACAAGCAGCUACAGUCCGACCAAAGUUCUCUCUUGGUUCCCAGUCCCCACUUCUUCCAGUUGUUCCUGGAAGUGAUGAUCAUACAAGUUAUAAAUGAUGACUGCAUAAAUUAUACAAAAUUUAUGAGGUGUGAGGAAAAUUUAUUUCAAAAUAUUUGUAACAGAAUUCAUUAUGUUAUCAAACUAGGCCUAUUUAAAAACGUAAUUCCUGUAAAUGGUGUAUUUAAACAAUAUAUUUCAAGUACAAAUUAAAAAAUUUAACCGAAGUGUUUACUUCUUUUCUCUUUGGCAAUAUGAAUGGAGUGAAAGAAAAAUUAUACAUUAGAAGAAUGUGGUAGUCAUUUUACCAUGUGACAAUGGUAACUUAGACUUUUCUGUUGUGUAAUUAGGUUGAGUUCCAUUCACAUGUUUUACUUACAUUCAAAUAUUGACAUUUGGACUAUAUAUGGAUUUUAUCCCAGUUGACUGACUAAAAAUUUACAUAUUGUACUUAAUUAAAAGUAUCUGUGAUGUGUAUGAAACAAUACUUCAUAGUUUUUCUGAUCACCAAUUGUAAAGUAAUUUGUUCAUAAUAAAUUAGUCCAGUUUUUAAGAGUAUUAAUUAGGUUUGCUGCUUGGUGUAUGUUUAAGGCAUAAUGUAAUUCAAAAUGUUUUGUGUUGAUUUUAUAUAUAGUGCCAGUAUAAUAAAUUAAUUAAAGUGAUUAUUAUAAGUUACAAAGUAUUAUGCUGUCAUUGAUUUAUACUUUUAAAAGGGGCUUUGUAGGGACUGCUGUCUCAAGUCAGGUUUGAGAUGUUCAGAAAAAAUGCAAUUUAUUGUACUAUUAGAUUACCUCAGAUAUUAGUUCCACUACCCCUCUUUUCAGCAGAAAAUUUUAAAGAAAGAUUAUUUAAUUGUACAGAUAAAAUUCUUCAGUGCAAACAUACAUUUUUUUCUCCUCCAUCCUUUCAUAAUGCUCACAGGUUAAGGUUCUCAGUUCUCUAAGGUUCACAGUGAAUGCUUAUCUGGUGAAACUAUCAUCUGGUAUUUGUUCUUUGUAUUUCAUUCAUUAGCACAUAUUGGCACCAGAGUACUGUAUAUCAUAGAUGCUAGAGAAUUGUUGGUUUGUUUGGCAAAUCUGAUAGAAAUGACUGAAUGUGUAAGAAGAACCUCUUGUUUCCAAGUAGUUUCCUGUGAUCAUUACAAAAUUUACCUCAGAAGUAGGGCAGCAGCUCCAGAGUACAGAACUGUAUGUAUCAUGGUGAAAGCUAUUAAAGUGUAAUGAUUACAUGA